AUAUCGAAUUGGACAGAGGCUCGCAGAUUUUUUCCGGCCUGAAAAGCAAGGCUUGGUCACCAUCUCGUGCCAUAUUAUUUGAUACUGCAUUGCCUCAAGCACGCCGCAUAUUAACGACUUAAAACGGCCAUUUAUUCGGCUUUUUACUUGCAAUUUUUUGUCGCAAUAACACACUUUACUUUGGUUCAAACAUCACCCAUACGACACAUUACUACGAAACGAGACACUACGGAAACUAAACAUUAUAGCGAAAUUCGCGAGUUGUUACUCACAUUCAUCAAAUCCCGCAAAUCCGGUUCAAUUGUUCUAUCUUUAACUUUCUGACAGAACAUUUUUCUCAUUUUUGGUUAAAGUCUCGAUUAUUAUUCAUUUUUCUUCUCUUUCGUCUUCCUCCUCACUUAUCCUUCAAUCAUGUCCUCAGAUAAUGAGUUUUUGCAGGAGGCACUCGACAUCCUAGACCGUGCCUAUCACGAGUUUGUUGAUACUCGUCAAUACCGUUUGGGAAAUGCAGUGGCAAGUGCUGAGACAUACUUGGAUAAUCAUGUGUACUUGAUUUGGCCGGUGGCUGUCUAUAUUGAGGCGUUGGCCGAUAGUUUGAAGUUUUCUGGCAGAUACGAAAAGAAACUCGAGGUUGUAUUCAAGGCUAUGAAGCAGUACUGGCACCCUUCAAUGGGUGCCUGUUGUGCGAGUCUUUAUUUUGACGGAAAUGACGAUGUUUACUACGAUGACAAUGCUCAGCUGGCUAUUGGGUUGGCUGUUGCCGGAUAUUAUUCAGGCACAUCAGUCCAUCGUCGACAAUAUGUAAACCGUGCGACGAGCAUUGUUGAACUUACCAUUCAAAGAGGAUGGAACAGUGAAAAAGGCGGUGUUGCUUGGCACACCCGCACAACAGGCCCCCCUUGGACAAAUUUGAAUGCCUGUUCCACUACCAUGGCUGCAACAGCAGCUUGUCGUUUGGCUGCCGUUACUAACGAUCCUUCACGCCGAAAGGACAUGCUAGUAUUUGCUUGGAAGUGUAUUCUUUGGGUUCAUGAUCAUCUUCUAAAUGAGCACGGACUUGUGUGUGAUGGUUUAUCGCUGGAGAAUGGUCACUGGAAACGUGACCCGAUCGUAUUCACAUACAAUACUGGUGGUUACAUACUUUCAAUGUCGUUACUGAACAAUUUCCCCACCGACAAUCAAAUGCUCCCGAAUAUUGACCGACUACCUAGUAUGUUGGAGGACGCGGUGAAGGCUGCAUUGGAUACAAAUGGUGCCUUGUACGAACAAGCAUGUAACGGUCCCUUCAAGAAUUGGGCCGACAACACCUUUUUCUCACAGAUUCUUGCAGAGGGUUUAGUUGCUUUCUCGUUCACUAUGCCGGGUUCCCCGUUGGCCGAGCCAGCACAGCAAAUGGUGCUCGACCAAGCUCGUUUUGUGAUGAAAUAUAUUCGUGAUCCCAAGGAUGGCAUGUAUUUCCGCAGUUUAAGUCUCUACAAGUUGAAUGAACAAGGUGUUCGAAUCUUCAACCAGUUGUUCCAUGCCAACAAGACAUUGGAACCCUGUGCCGAGGAUCGUGAAAGCUUAAAGGAUGUGCCUUUAGAAAAGCGCCCGCCUGUUAAAACGUUACUCGGAAAUGCUGGCGCUGCGCGCCUUCUAUUCUGUGCUGCCGAAAUCGUCCUUCGAAGACAAUCAAAGGGUGCUCCUCAAGAUGCAAGUGCUGGCGCUUUUAUGCAAAGAAGACCAGGAGCUUCCACAGCUUCCGGCGAUAAGCUAAAGAAGAACUGUAUCAUUUCCUAGUUUUCUUGCCCUUCAUGUUUAUCGCUAUUUUAUUUCAUGAACUUACGGUAUCACCUAACGAUUUAUUUUGUGCUUGUUCUUGCAUAAAAUCAUGUUCUGCUUUCCCUCACGUUUUCGUUUGUUUCUCCUGCUUAUGACUAAUUUUAUUCCAUCAAUGUCUUCAGUUGCUUUCAUCAUUACUUUACUUACUUUUGUAUACUAAACAACGGGCUGUUCAUGUAGCAUACAUAAUAAAAAUAACACCUAUUAAAGGACUUUCUGUUUGCCACGAAA
Messenger RNA from Schizosaccharomyces japonicus yFS275, 2052 nucleotides. RefSeq names its product alpha-1,6- mannanase. The transcript has a single exon. The record is from RefSeq and is a predicted model, not a curated record. NCBI's taxonomy places the organism in Eukaryota, Fungi, Ascomycota, Schizosaccharomycetes, Schizosaccharomycetales, Schizosaccharomycetaceae. Gene Ontology annotation, biological process: carbohydrate metabolic process. Bases 412 to 1779 code for a protein of 455 amino acids.